CCAAUCAGCGGCGAGAGACAGUUUAAAUGUACAGGGCCCAGUGGCUAUGAAAGUGAGCAGAGGGCAAAAUGGGUGAAGUAUAGGCAAUGUGAGGGAUUGGCAUUUUUAUUUCGUUUUUUAAAAAUAUCGUUAAAAGUUGUUCAUUUCGUCGAGAGUUGGGGGGGUGGGGGAAGAAUUGUACCGUUUCCAUUCCGUGUGACAGGAUGGAGGUGCAGGAUGAGAGAGAUUGGAUUACUGUUGCCAAUAAUCUCCUUCGCAAGUGCCACAUUAAUCAGAGGGUGACAAAGUUCUGUGACUGUGAUGCAAGUGUAUUUAUUGCCCUUUAUGAAGCUAUUCUUGGUGAAAAGGUUCCAGAUUACAUAGCUAUCCCCAAAAGUCAGGAAGACGAUGCCCAUAAUGUGCAGGCAGUGAUAGAUUCAUUGGCUUUGGACUACUUACAAAUCAGUUUGUCGCAUAUAACUGGAGAGAAUAUUGUUCAGAAUGACAAAGAAAGUAUACGGAAUCUAUUAGAAAUCUUUGAUGGUUUGCUAGAAUAUCUCACAGAACAGAUAAGUGAGGCUUCCUCACAGCAUGGUGAUCCUGACUUGCUGUCCAGUGAAGCCAUAUCUGUAAUAAGAGGUGUACUUCAAGAGGAACUCCGGGACCCAUACAAAGAGAGGGGACCUGGACCAGGAGCACAUCCAUCAAAAGCCUCCUCAUCAUCAUCUGUUCCCACCUUGAAUGGGGAUGGAUCUGAAUCCACCAAUGAGCUCAUCCGGCUUGGUGAAUCUGCCUGUACAUACAGCCACAGAAAGAGCACAGACUUGCCUGAAUUUUAUCGUAGUAGUGUCAAGGAAUCAGAACAGAAGUUGAAGAUCUUGGACCAAGGAAAAAAUGGGAUAUGCUCCUUUCUUUCUGGUUCUGCCACUGUAGCUAAUACUAAUGAGGAAGAAAUGCUGCAACCAGGAAGGUCUGCUGAUAACACACCAUCCAUAAAUCAUUCCACUGGAUUAAACACUAAUGCUCUGCAGCUUGGGGAGCCCAUUCGUCCUGCAAUUCCUUUGCAGUCUCCUUACCAUCCACCAGAGUAUAGGCCUGCAGUCCAAGGUGCACAUUUGACCUGUUAUCAGUCUAGCUCUGGCACAGCAUUAAUGGUCAAUCAGAAAGAUGAACCCAGUUCCCAGAGAAGAACUCCAAUUCCUGCAGGAGCGCAGAAAGUGAAAUCUGUAUCCAGUGUUCGUAAUUUUCCAGAUACACAUGAAAGUAUUCCUACAAAGAUGACACUAUCAAGGUUAUGCCCAGAUGCCAUUAAAGUAGUGACUCUGCAGGAGUCAGGAUCUGCAGGACAUGGGACAAAGAGGCAUCAAGAAUCACAGAACACUGCAGGAACUACUGUAGCAAACUCAGGCAAUGUACAGAAAAGAGUUGCCUUUCAAACCCAGCCAGACAUUAGAUUUAUGACCGUGCAGAGUAAAACUGAUCAAUGGGAUACAGCUUCUAAGGAACAUGGCGAGACAAGUCAUUGGGAGGCUUCAGCAACACUAGAAUCCAACCAGCCUGACUUCAGGAGUGAAGAUCGUUCCCUUUCAUUUAACCGUAAAGACCAAGGUGAUGUAAGCAGUUCAUUUAGAGAUGAACCUCUAUCUCGUAGAAGAGCACGGGAUAUCCUAGCAGAAGAGGAGCUGCAUGAGAUGUCUGAAAAGCUUUCUCAAAAGCUGCGCCAACUUGAUAUGAUGUUGAAACAAGCCCUGGGUGACAAGUAUGAAGCUCAUAAUUGCAAAGAAGAAGAUAAAUUGUCUCAACACAGUGACAGCAUCACUGAAUAUAGAAGAAUUCAACAGUUGCCUGCACCACUACAUACCAGGAAGCCAGCUCGUGCCCGCUCCCUAUCACCAUCACCACCACGACGCACUGUACCAGCUGAGUUUGAAGCUGCUCUCAACAAUGAUUCAAAAGGACAAAUGAGGAAAAUUCGCAGAGAACUACAAAAAGAAAUGGACCAGCAAAGGAUGAAAGCAAAGGCAGUGAGUGAGUGUUACAGAGAAGAUCUGGAGAACUACAAAAUAAAAGAGAAAGCUAAAAUUGAAAAAGAGAAAAGAAGUGUCAAGAAAGCAGAACAAGAAUAUAAAGAAAAUAUCUUCAAAGAAACUCCAAAAACCCCACAGCCAGCGAAAGUUUACUCUGCAAAAACCACACCACGAAAGCCUAAGCACAGCCAGUGGACACUGACAGGAGUGGCAAAGCCAAAGAAAGCAACUCCAAUGAAGAUACAAGAUAAUGACCUCCUACCUUUAUUAUUGGAAGAGUUUCCUUAUCUUCCGAUAUCGCCGCACACUCUGAAUCGAAUGUGGAAGCAGCAAUUUAAGCAGAUAGAACAGUUGAUCAAGUCCGGUCUUGAUCAGGACCGGAACCAAGCCAAGCUUCAAUCAGCAAUUGAAGAUGCCCAGAAAAAGCAUGAUCUCCUGAUUAGUAUCAUUAAAAAGGAGCAGGAUCACAACCAGCGUCUGAAAGAGUUUAAAGAACGAAUCCGACAGCAGAAAUCUGCCCAGAACAAGAUGAAGGAGCAAAGGCAGCAAAUUGCCCGUGCUAAGAAAUACUAUACUGAUUACCAUGUUCAACUGCGUGCAAAAAUGAUGCGAGCGAGGACUCGGGAAGAAAGGAUUUUUAAAAACCUGUUUGAGGAGGGUUUGGAAAUUCAGAAACAGAGACUGCGUGAAUUGAAGACUUACACUAAAGAGAAACGUCAGGAGUACAAGAAACAGCAAAAUGAAGAGCUGCAGUCGAUGGAGAAUUACUAUAGAGAUCAGUUUUUAAUGUUGGCUGAAACUCUGGCACAGGAGCGGCAGAAAGUUAACAUCCGAGAGACUGCACAAAACAAGGCUCUCCAAAAAUGGAAGAAAGAACUACGUGCAAAGAUGGAGAAUGAAAUCCAUGAACUCCAGGAAAUGAUCAUACGGGAUGAUGAUGAUGUGUACUUCAGAGAAUUGGAGGCAGAAAGGGCACAGCGUCAACUCCAGAUGGCAUCAUUUCAACACAGUAAAACUACUUUAUGAAGAUUUGCUAUUCAAAGGGCUCAAGUAACCAAAGCACAACAAUACUUUCCUAAAGCCUCAAAUGCAUUUAUUGUCCAACCAGGCAGAGAAAUUAAACAGAUGUAAAUAAGAAAAAUGUAUUCAACUGGAGCACAAUGAGAUUGUGUGCUGAGAUCCAGACUCAUCUUUUAAUGAACAAGUUAAAAUUCAAGUAGGAACAGAUUCUAAAUAAUUAUUGAUUGUCUAACUUCUACAUCACUGUACAUUGUAUCAAAACUUCACUUAUGUACUAUGCUUGUUUUUGAGAUGUUUUAAUUAUAAAUACUGCUUUAACAAUUACUACCCUUCCAGGAUAUUAUCCUGGGUAAAUAAGCAGAUCUUUCUACACUGUCAGGGUCUCAAAAUGCUGGCUGGUUAUUUCAUGUUAAGAUUAUGUUGUAUGAUUAUCCUCAACAGCACAUGUAUAUGCAAUGGUUUGACACUAAAACUGUAAAGCUCAUUUAAUCCAAAAAAUACUUUGUACAUUUUUAUCUUGUACAGUGGAUAACCAUCUAUACGUACAAAUUUACUAGAUGAAGGGCAGUUGUACUUAUCUAACUUUUUCUACAUGAUCAUGUUUUGAGACUAAUUUAUUAAAUCUUUUUCUAAAAA
This is a messenger RNA of Carcharodon carcharias (great white shark), 3662 nucleotides long. Its product is annotated as centrosomal protein of 95 kDa-like. The record is from RefSeq and is a predicted model, not a curated record. Gene Ontology annotation, cellular component: centrosome; spindle pole. Lineage: Eukaryota; Metazoa; Chordata; Chondrichthyes; Lamniformes; Lamnidae. The coding region runs from base 204 to 3032 and encodes 942 amino acids. The transcript has 22 exons.